AUGAAAGUAAAUAGUCCUAAGAGUGAGGAUACUUCUUAAAAUAAAUAUAACCCUCAACCUCAAGAAAUUCCUAACUCAUAUGGUAGUAGUUAAGCAAGAGUGGAAUAAUAAAAUCAAAAUAAAGCUGCAUUAACAUAAUCUCCUUUAAAAAUAUAAAAUUAAGAUUCUAACAAUUCAUAUGCAGAAAAUAUAGAUGAGCAAGCUUAAUAGGGGAAUUAAAAUCCAAAAUAAAUUUAAAAGAGGUUUAAAGACAAAUCAAAUUUCCAUUUCCUGAAUAAAGAGCUAGAUUUUAAUAGUGGAGAGUUUUUGUCAUAUAACUCAUCAUAAAUAUAGAGUCCUUAAGAAAGCUUUCUAAACAAAAAAGAAUAAAAUUUUCCUAUAUAUGACUGUGUUAGAGAAAACUAAGGAAUUGAAGGACAUGUGAAUGCUUUAUACAAAUAAACGCUUUUAAAGCAAAACAAUAAUCAUGAAAAAGAUAAAUUUCAAUAAAAACUGGGAUUAAAAAAGACAAACACUUUAAAAGAUUUUAAAAAGUAAUUAACAGUAGAAGAUUAAAAGAUUAUGUAACACAAUUAAAAUGUGAUUAGAAAAAAUAUGAAAAUGCCCACUUAUACAGUUUAAUCUAAGCAAAAUAUUCCUUCUUCUAAUAAUCUUGGUCGGAAAAAUAAUGUGCUAUAUGCAAAGUCAAUUAGUGAUCUUAUUUUAAUAGAACAGGACCUUAAGAGUAUACAAAGUCCCUCUACAGUCAAGCCAGAUAUUGUAAACUAUAAUUUAAUAAAAUUGAUUGAAGAGGAAGAGAAUAAUUACAACUAAGGCCUGGAGGAAAACAAAAAUGAUACAAAAAUUGUUUCGUCAUAUAAGAAAUUAAGAAGAGAAAUAUUAUUCUUUAUAGAAACUAUUUAUUAUAGAAUCAUUAUGAUUAGCGUAUGUGUACUUAAUAUAGCUGCAUAUGCCAUGCACGAUUAUAAAGAUAGGCAGAUUCAAGGUAAAGAAGACUAAAAUGUAAAUAGUACUGCUUCUACAAUAGAAUUGGUUACAGUUUUCCUCUUUAUAAUUGAGAUAUUUUUUGAAUUAAUUGCCAGAGGGAUUUAUUAGGGCAAAAGAGGUUUCUUUAAAAACCCUUGGCUAGUUUCAAACCUUAUUAGUAUUACUUGCAGUGGUAUAACUUAAAUUCCUGGGAUACCAGAUAAACUCUAUUUAAUUUGCAGGAUAUUUGCAAUGCUUAGGCCUAUGAGAAUAUUAUAAAUGAUUACUCCUCUUAAACUUCAAUUUGAUAGGUUAUUUCGCUCUAUACCAAAAAUUAACCUUAGUAUUUGGAGAAUUCUAAUUUUUAUGGCUUUUUAUGCAAUUGUUGGACUACAUAUUUUUAUGGGAGAUGUAGAAUAUAGGUGCAGAGUAACUUCAGAUCCACCACCUAAUGAAAAUGAUGAAUGGUAAAUUUAUGAAGAAAUUCCAUAUCUUUGCGGAAGAUGGGAGUGCCCUGAAGAGUCAUUUUGUAGAUCUCCUUAUGAUUACGAUAGACCUUACUUCUCAAAAUAAUCUGAUAUAUAAAAUUUGAAUUAUGGAUAUACAGAUUUUGAUAAUUUUGGAAGUUCAUAUUUUACUGUAUUUCAUAUUACGCGUAUAAUUUCCUGGGGUACUAUAACUUUUAUGUAUUGGAGGCAUACUAGUACAGUUAUAGUUGCAACAUACUUUCUUUCACUUUUAUUAAUAAUUUCUUAUGUUUUGUGUAACAUUAUCCUUGCAGAAUUAUAUGAAAGUUUUGAAGAACAAAGAUCAAUAAAAUCAUAUACUGAAUAUAGAAUUUAAAAGUAGUAAGAAAAGAACAAAAAUACAAAGGUAAAUAUUAAAGAUAUAGAGCUAGAGUAUUAAAAGCAAAUAAAACAAGACAUUCCAAAAGACGCAGAGCUUUUUAGAAAAAAUAUUUCUAAAGACAUAGAAUUUAUUUUAGAAGAAGAUGAUGAAGGUAACGAUUUAGAAGGAAACGACUAAGAGAAGCAAGAAAAAGCUAUUUAACCUUCAAAUGAGGAAAAAGGUGAUGAUGUUAAUUUUAAUCAUCUGAAAAAUCUAGGGCAAAAUGCUAAAAAUUAGUAAAAUGAACAUGUAUUUUAAAAUGCUGAACUAGUCACUGAAUAAAUUAUACAUAAUGAUAAUCACCAAGUGAAUGCAUCGAAAGCGACACUAAGCAAUCAAACUAAUUCACUUUAAGAUAAAGAAAAUAUAAAAAAAGAAUAAUUGAAUAAAAACGUUAAUUAAAAUUUUAUUGAAAUUGAAAAUGACCAUGAAAACAACAGAAGUUUCAAAGAAUAAGUUUCAGUUGAUUAGUAAAAUAUGAAUAACUCAAUGAAAAACUCUAGUAAAUCCCCAAAAUCGGGAAAUUAAAAUAUUCCUCAUCGCUUAGAUCAUAUUCACGUAGCAGAUUUUUAUGUUUCAGAAGGAAAACUUGAGAAAAAAACUCCUUUAUGGGUUCAGAUAGGUGGCUUUUAGGGUUUAUUAUCAAUAUUCUUUAGGUUGAUUAUAUUACUUGAUAUAGUAGUACUUUCAGCUGAUAGAUCAAAUAUAGGCUAAGAUGAAGCAAAUAUAUAUAUUCUGAUUGACUGGGCUACUCUCUGGGUUUUUCUAAUAGAAGUAAUAACAAAAUUCAUUUAAUUGAGGCUAGAUUACUUUAAAGAUAUCUUGAAUGAUAUUGAUUUGGUUAUAUUGAUAGUUAGGCUGAUUACUACAAAUUAUCCUCUCUUUUAGGGAAAAUUUGUUACUUCUGAAGAGGAGUGGAUACAUGCUAUAAAAUCAAUAAAUGUAUUCAGAAUAUUCUAGGUUGUGAAAAAUACUUCUUUUUUCAGAACUGUAAAUCAUCUUAUUAUCUAUUUCUAUGAUACUAUCUGUGAACUUUUUUACUUUAUAGUUAUUAUUGUAUUUUAUUGUGUCCUGUUUGCUUUGAUUGGUGAGAAUUUAUUUGCUUUUAAAGCUCAGUUUAUUAAUGGAGAUUAAAUACCUGAGGAUAAAAGUAUGGGUUAAUCACCAAGGAUAAAUUAUGAUAAUUUUUUUUCUAGCUUUGAGGCUACUAUACUAAAUAUUCUAAAUGAAUAAUGGAAUGUAUCAAUGUACAAUUAUAUGAGAAGCAUUGGAGAUUAUGUAUGUACUUAUUGGAUUAUUGUAAUAUCAACUGGAGAAAUAUUUAUAAUUAAACUAUUGAUGGCUUUAUUUAUUAAUACAUUUUUGAAACAUUUUAAUAAUCGCCAAAAAGAUCACAAUGAUGCUAAAGAAGAAGCUUAAAUUAACCAAAUUGUGCGUACUCAAGUAUAGAAUGCAAAGACUCAGCACUCCGAGCAUAAAAAUAAUCACAAAGAGUGUUUUUUAAUUAAGAUUUGUAAAAAAAUUGAAGAUGAUCACAGAUUUGAAAAUUUUAUUAUGUUCAUUAUUAUCAUUAACAUUAUUGUCAUGGCUAUUGAUAGUCCUUUACUUGACCAUCAUGACCCAACUAAAAUCGCAAUUCAUAACCUUGAAAUAUUUUUUACUAGUAUUUAUGGUUCAGAAAUAUUGAUUAAAAUUAUUGCUUGCGGACUAUUUUAAAAAGGUGGUUACUUAAGAGAACCUAAAAAUUACUUUGAUUUUUCACUUUUUUGUCUUAAUAUUGCUGGAUUCAUAUUUUCAUCUAAAUUGGCUAUCCUUAAUGCUCUAAGAGCUUUCCAUAUUGUUGUUCUAUCUAAACAUUUUGAGAGUUUGAGGAUUAUACUAGUAUCAUUAUAUCAGUCUUUACCUUACCUAUUUAAAUUAUUAUUUUUUUCUACAUGCUUUCUUCUUGUAUUUGCAAUAAUACCACUGAGAUUGCUUAAAGGUAAAAUGUAUAACUGUGUAACAAUAGAUCAAGCUUAAUUGAUGCUUGUUAAUAGUUAAAUUGAUUGCUUAGAUCUCGGAGGAGACUGGGUGAAGGAUGAUUUUCAUUAUGAUAAUAUGCUGUACAGUCUAUUUAAUUUGUUUAUAAUUGCUUCAUGUGAAGGAUGGAGCUAUUUCUCAAAUAAAGCAUAAGAUACUGUUGGACUUAACCUGUAACCAAUCGAAGGGUAUAAUAGGUAUUGGUCUAUAUUUUUUAUAGUUUAUUUUUUUAUUGGAAAUAUGAUGGUAAUUAAUGCUUUUACAGGAGUUAUGACAUAAAAGUUUAAUGAAAUAAAUGGAAAAUUUGUUGCGAAUAAAUCAAUUAUUCCAAUAAAGGAUUCUAAAUUUGUUUAAGAAUAUAGCUAAUUUAAAUUCACUGAAAAAAUCACUCAUGAGGAACAAGAGUGGAUUUAAAUUAAGAGAUAAAUCUAUGGAGCAAAACCAAUAAAAACAUUUGGAGAACCAGAUUAUAGAACACAGAAGCUCUAGUUUUACAUAUACAAACUUAUAAAUAACAAAUUAUUUGAGCUAUUUAUAGAUUUUUGUACCAUAUUGAGUGCUGUAAUAUUUAGUAUGUAUGUACACAGAAUAGAUUAGUCAUACACUGAUCAUUUAAAUAAUAUAAAUGAUAUUAUUGUUUUGAUUUUCUGCUUUGAAUUUGUGUUAAAACUAUUUGUAUAGAGAAAGCACUUUUUCCUAUAUAUUGAAAACUGGUUUUUGCUUUUUAUUAUUGUGACAUCAAGCAUACCAUCUAUUUACAGAAUCACUAAUGAAUCUGGUAAUGAAAGCAUAUACUUUAAAUUAUUGGAAGUAUUUAGAAUUUUAAGGCUAAUUAACACAAUUCCGAUUAUAAGAUCUGUUUUUAGUAUGAUGGGUUUUAUCUUACCUUAGGUAGCUCCUAUUGCAGCCGUAUACUUCUUCACUAUAUAUAUUUAUGCGCUUUUUGGUAUGAAUCUAUUUGGAUUUAUAAAGCCUCAACAAACCUUAAAUGGGUAUGAUUUACACUUCAAAAAUUUCACUUCUUCUGUUUUCACCUUGAUAAGAAUAUCCUCAGGAGAGUAAUGGUUUUAUAUUGUACCUGAUGUUGCGAGACAGCAGCAACCUAACUUUGUUUGCUUUGAUGUUUCUGACUUUGAAUCUUACCAAGAACAUGGAUUGGUUGGCUGUGGGACGACAUGGGCAUUCAUCUACUUUUUUACAUUUCACUUAAUUGUGAGUGUUAUUAUUUUCAAUUUAUUUAUUGCAGUUUUACUUGGGCUAAUAAAAACUCAAAAUACAGCUAUUAGUAAAUACCAACUAUCUUAAAUUAAAGAAUUGUGGAGAACAUACGAUCAUCAAGGAUAUGGAUUCAUUGAUUAUAUCAAUUUUUGGUAAUUUACUUCUCGUAUUGCGAUGAUCUAUGGUGUUAAAAAGGAUGAUUUGUUAGAUCCUAAUCAAAAGAAAAAUUUUUUAAAGUUUUUAUCCUUGCCUAUAUAUGUACAGUAAAGAAAAGAAGGUAGUAUAUUUGGAUUUAGAUUCCAUGAUGUUGUAGUGAAAAUGACUUAGAUAUCACUAUUUUUAAAAUAUGGAAUACUUCCAGGAGGAAAAGAGGAGAGUCAGACAAUUCUUACUUAGUUUUACAAGGAAUUAGACUAAUAAACUAAGUUUGUAGGAGAAAUUUCAACAUUAAAAAGCGGAGAUAUUGCUGUUAUUAUUCUCAUCCAAAGAAAAAUAAAGCAAUGGAUGAGAACAGCAAAAGAACUAUAUCAAAUAAAAAAAGAAAAACCUGAAGCUUAUGAAGAGACAAUUAAAAGACACCAUAAUACUGUUUAUGAAAACUAAUAGUUGAGCAAUCGAGAAUAGAUAGCUAAUAAAUUUCUCAAAGCUAUAGAUCUUUAAGUAUAAAGUAAAAAUAAUUCAUAAGAAUUGUCUAAGUUAAGAUAAGAAGAUAAAAAUUCUAAUGAUAAUAAAUAAGAAAGUCUCCAUACAGCAUAAGAUAAUACAAAGCAGAAUAACUUUUAUAACUUUCAUGAAGAAAUUGACUAAAAAUAUCCAAAAAAUUUGGACGAUUCUUCACAGCUUUCAGACAUAUCAGAAAAUUUUAACCGAAAAUAAGUGGAUGAAAAUAUUAACUAUAAUUAAUAGACAACUGCAAGGGUUUUAAAAACAGUGUACUUUACUUAAAAUAAUACUAAACUCAAGCCUUAGUGA
Messenger RNA from Tetrahymena thermophila SB210, 6063 nucleotides. RefSeq names its product cation channel family protein. Gene Ontology annotation, molecular function: high voltage-gated calcium channel activity. Gene Ontology annotation, cellular component: voltage-gated calcium channel complex; membrane. The transcript is spliced from 21 exons. The record is from RefSeq and is a predicted model, not a curated record. Lineage: Eukaryota; Ciliophora; Oligohymenophorea; Hymenostomatida; Tetrahymenidae. Gene Ontology annotation, biological process: calcium ion import across plasma membrane.